GGUCCUUCGUUCAUCCUGAUCUCACUACUAGCCAUGUCGUUCAUUCUCCGUCGCCCAUUUGCCGUCUCUACGGCGCUCAAACACUUUCCAAGGCAGCCAAACACAACUUCUCGAUUCAUUCACAGCUCCCGUUUGAAACAAGCGCCAUCCUCCUCAUCAUCGACUCCGAAGCGGCCUUCCACCUUCGCACGAUUCCAUCAAACAUAUCAAAAUGCAUUCCGCCGGACAUACCGACAAAUCUCCUACCAGGAAGCACAUGCGUCAGGAAACAGGACGCAAAAGCUACUCUAUGGCGCGGCCAUCGUGGGAGGCACCAUCGUUGCAACAAACAUGAUCUUCAACCGCGAAACGAGGGAAGAUGGCGGCAUGCCACUCUUCGAGCGGCAGUAUCUGAACCAAACCUUUAUGCACACUGGCCUUGGUAUCGGAAUAAUCGCCGUCGCAGCUCGCGCUCUGCACACCUCCGGUUGGUCUUACAGGCUGAUGGCCACCAAUCCAUGGGCGGUUGUCGGGCUGAGUUUAGUCGCUAGCAUCGGGACCAUGUAUGGCACAUCUUACACGGCUCCUGAGAACUACCUCCAGAAAUACGCUCUGUGGGGCGCCUUUAACCUGACCCAAGCCGCCGUCCUUUCCCCGCUAAUGUUCCUAUCCCCCGCCCUUCUCGCCCGCGCUGGCCUCUACACAGUUGGCAUGAUGGGCUCUAUCGCCUUCGUCGGUGCAACGGCCAAGCAGGAGAAAUACCUCUAUCUCGGCGGGCCCUUACUUGCCGGCGUUGCUAUCGUAGCCUUGUCCGGCAUUGCUCCCCUCGUUGUCCCCGCCACGGCCGCCCGAACCCUUGCGUGGUCUGAGCGCAUCUGGCUAUAUGGUGGCCUCGCGGUCUUCGGCGGCUUUACGCUCUAUGAUAUCCAGAAGAUCUUGCACCAUGCCCGCAUGGCGGAGCGACGACUAAUUAAGAAGGACGUCGUGAAUGAAAGCAUCAGUCUCGAGCUUGAUUUCUUGAAUAUUUUCAUCCGGAUGGUGCAGAUUCUAGGUAUGAGAGGCAACAACCGGAAGUAGACGCUUCCGGCUCACUCGAAGUAGGAUGCCCUAGAGCUUAGGACGUUACAGGUACACGCCAAAUGCUCAAUUUUGAGGUGAUAUAUCUAGACGAAGGUUCACAUCUACACAAACAUGACAGACAUUCCAACACCCCAAUAGAACUUCAAAGAAGGAGAACGAAUGAGAAGAAAAGGAAAGGAAAGGAAAGGGAAAAAAGAAGAAGGCCCAGAGUGCACAAUCCAAGCAUUUCGAACUUGCCGAGAAGGUUGCUUCCCGUUUACUUUUUUGUUUCCCCCCUCCCCUUCCCAGCCUGUAUACAUAAAAAGCCAUAUUUUUCGUUCUGUUUGUUUUCUCCCUAUCAAUCUAUCCCAUCAAGACCAGAACAGAACACGAGAGCGGGUUAUGAAAAAUCUCCCAUCAAUCAAAAUUUCCGAGUAGGAAAUGAAGGGGAAAAAAAAUUAAAAUUAAAAUUAAAAAAAGAAAGAAAAAUUUAAUAUAAUCGAGACCAAGAUAUAUAUAUAUAUAUAUAUAUCUUUCCCCUCCCUGCUU
Molecule: messenger RNA, 1587 nt
Organism: Histoplasma capsulatum G186AR
Lineage: Eukaryota; Fungi; Ascomycota; Eurotiomycetes; Onygenales; Ajellomycetaceae
Product: bax inhibitor family protein
Exons: 2
Coding region: 34-1056 (340 amino acids)
Cellular component (GO): mitochondrial inner membrane
Source: RefSeq, a predicted model, not a curated record